Messenger RNA from Tremella mesenterica DSM 1558, 813 nucleotides. RefSeq lists its product as uncharacterized. Bases 1 to 813 code for a protein of 270 amino acids. NCBI's taxonomy places the organism in Eukaryota, Fungi, Basidiomycota, Tremellomycetes, Tremellales, Tremellaceae. Gene Ontology annotation, molecular function: hydrolase activity. The transcript is spliced from 5 exons. The record is from RefSeq and is a predicted model, not a curated record.
AUGAGUUUCUUCCCGAUCUCCGCUUGUUGUCUAAAAGGGAGAGAUCUACCGGGUACACCAAGAGGUGUGAUGCAACCUGUUUCUCUCAAUGAUAAGAGGACCGUCGCUAGGUAUUAUACUAGUCCUCAGGACGGUGUGAGACAUCCUAAAGCCGCUUUGGUAUUAUUUGCGGACGUGUUCAUGUUCAAGAUUCCAAAUAACAUGAUCAUGGCCGAUAUGCUCGCAGACAAACUCGGUAUACCAGUUUACGUCCCAGAAUAUAUCCCGCACGCCGCUUCUCCGGGGAUCAUCGAUCCUCUCACCGAGUCAUACCCUGGUGCUCACGCUAACAAGUCUUGGUUCACGACUAUCAAAGAUGUCUUCACUUGUGCACCUAAAGUCAUAGGAGUUUUGUAUUCUAAUCGAGCGAGUGUCAUCGUACCCAAAUGUCAAGCGGCUGUGGAAGAGGUCAAAUUGGAAGGUUAUGAUAAGAUUGGUGCUAUCGGAUACUGCCGCGGAGGGGGGAUGAUCGUCAACCUCCUCGGAUCCGGUAAAACGUCCCUCGAUUGCGGUGUCAUCCUCCAUCCUUCUCCCGAGAGCACCUCUCUGGUCAAAGCGAUCAACAAACCCACUCAAUGGCAUAUCGCCUCUGACGACCAUUUCUUCACUGCUCAGAAGGCCGAUGAAGCAGUGGGGUUGAUCAAGAAGAAUGGGGUGGAAGCGGAGUCGUUUGUCUGGCCAGGCGAGUUAAUCUCUUUUCUUUCUUCUUUCCUUGCCCGGAAAACCCGGGAUAUCUAUAGAUCCUGCCCUCGAAUCAAGCCGAUCUAUUUGUGA